This is a messenger RNA of Hymenoscyphus albidus, 2829 nucleotides long. The record is from the annotation of a GenBank genome assembly. NCBI's taxonomy places the organism in Eukaryota, Fungi, Ascomycota, Leotiomycetes, Helotiales, Helotiaceae.
UGCGAAUGCCCUCACGAGUCAAUGACACCAAAAAGCCAUGGGUGGACUAAAGGCAAAUAAUUGCUGCACAAGUACAUGUAUGGACGCAGUCAGGUUGGUGUGGAUGCUGUCAUGCAGUAAUCUGUACCAAGUACUCGUCGUACCUUGAUGCUCGGCGUCGGCGACCUUGCGAUCGUCAUUGCCGCUUCCCUGUCCUGAAAUUGAGCCACCACCACCCGCAGCUCCAGCUGCAGCUACCUCUUCAUUACCACCCGCAAGACAGUUGUUACAAAGUUAUUGCAACCUUCAAAAGCUGCUAUUUUGACAGCUGCAGCUUCGCCGCCUCAUCAUCGUCAUCGUAUUCCCCUCUUGCGCCACCAAAUUGCUUUCGGGCAUUUCACGCGGUAUCGCUAUCGUGCCACCUUGAAGCGCAAGAUCAUCCUCAACCCACGCGACCCGAGCUUCCCCAUCACCACCACAACCACCCAACAUGUCUCUCAAGAACAUCACAGUCCAGCCACGAAUUGUCAAGAAACCGCCCUUCAGUGUUGAUGCCCCGGGCUACGAAAAGAUUGAUGGCGAAACCAUCCCUCGUCGUCAUCCCAAGGCAGUCAAUGGCCUGAUAGAACGCCCGGCAGAAGACAUUAAAACCGUCUUUGACGUCGUUAAACACGCUUCCAAGUACUAUGGUAAUGCGAAGGCCAUCGGUUCCCGAAAACUCAUCAAAACCCACCAAGAGGUCAAGAAGGUCAAGAAAGUGGUGGAUGGCGAGGAACGCGAAGUGGACAAGAAAUGGACAUACUUCGAGCUCAGCGGAUAUGAAUACAUGACGUUCACCGAGUAUGAAAAGUUGACACUAGAACUUGGUGCUGGAUAUCGUAAAUUGGGUCUGCAAAAGGAAGAUCGCAUACAUAUCUAUGCCGCUACCAGCGCUCACUGGUUGGCUACGUCGCACGCUGCAGCUUCCCAAUCGAUGCCCAUCGUUACGGCUUAUGAUACGCUUGGAGAGGAGGGAUUGAAGCACUCGCUCGUGGCAACCAAGGCCAAGGCCAUCUUUCUCGAUCCCCAUUUGCUUACGACUCUUAUCAACCCUCUAAAGGAAGCCAAGGAUAUCCAAUUCGUCAUCUGGAACAGCCAGAACGAGGUCAACCAGGAUAACAUUGACAAACUCAAGAAGGCACACGAGCAUCUGAUAAUUAUGAGUUUUGAGGAGCUCAGAAAGCUGGGUGAAAAUAACCCAGUCGAUCCAGUUCCUCCUGCUCCAGAAGAUCUAUGUUGUAUCAUGUAUACAUCUGGUUCCACUGGUCCUCCAAAAGGUGUGCCAAUCAAGCACAAGGCUGUGAUUGCUUCUCGUAAGUCUACCAAACAAUCAAUAGGUACAAUGCUAAUUUUCAUAGUUGCUGGUGUUAGUGUAAUCGUAGAGCCAUAUCUGGGUCCUGGUGAUAGUCUGUUAACCUACCUCCCUCUCGCGCAUAUCUUCGAAUAUGUCUUCGAAAAUGCAGUAUUGUUCUGGGGUGGUACUAUGGGAUAUGGAAACCCAAAGACUUUGUCUGAUGGCUCGGUUAGAAAUUGCAAGGGUGAUAUCAGAGAGUUUAAGCCUACGGUUCUCAUCGGAGUUCCUGCUGUGUGGGAAUCGAUUAAGAAGGGAAUUGUCGCCAAGGUGAAUGGUGGCAGCCCUGUAGUCCGCAAGCUUUUCUGGGCUGCAUUGUGGGCAAAAUCAAACAUGAUGCAUUACGGUCUUCCAGGAGCCGAAAUCUUGGACGCUGUGGUUUUCAAGAAGAUCAAGGAGGCUACCGGGGGUCGCUUGCGAAUUUGCUUGAACGGGGGUGGACCUGUUUCGAAGGACACUCAACGGUUCAUUUCAAUGGCCAUCACUCCAAUGAUUAAUGGCUACGGUUUGACAGAAACUACUGCCAUGGGCGCAGUGAUGGAUCCAUUGGCUUGGACCGAUAGUGCAUUGGGGGAUAUUCCAGCUUCCAUUGAAAUGAAACUGGUUGAUUUCCCCGAUGCAGGUUACUUCUCAACAAACAAACCCCAACCACAAGGUGAAAUUUGGAUUCGAGGUGCUCCAGUUCUUGAGAGUUAUUACCAGAAUGAGGAAGAGACCAAAGCUGCCAUCACCCCAGAUGGAUGGUUCAUGACUGGUGAUAUUGGAGAGUUCGACAAAAAUGGACACAUUCUUAUCAUUGACCGAAAGAAGAACCUGGUCAAGACUCUCAACGGUGAGUACAUUGCUAUCGAAAAGCUGGAGUCCAUCUACCGGUCCGCUACCGUCGUUGCAAACAUCUGUGUAUAUGCAGAUGCUCAAAAGACGAAGCCAGUUGCGAUCAUCGUUCCAGCGGAACCUGCAUUGAAGAAACUUGCAGAGAGCAUUGGUGUCAACGGCGAUGGAAUCGGAGACUUAGUACAUAACCAGAAGGUUCAAGACGCAGUAUUGAAAGAGCUGCAGCAGGUCGGAAAGCAAGGUGGAUUAUCUGGCAUUGAGAUCAUCGAAGGUGUUAUCUUGGCUGAUGAUGAGUGGACCCCCCAAAAUGUAAGUGGCGUAUAUAUAUCUAUGCACUCAUCCGUUGCUCUACGAGCGAGGCUAAAUUUAAUCUUAGAACAUGGUGACUUCUGCUCAGAAAUUGAACCGAAAACUCAUCCUAAGCACGUACAAGAAACAAGUCGACGCUGCAUAUGCGAGAAAUAGCUAGAUUGUACGUGGUAUAGGAUUCAAAAACUAGGCAUAGGCAUGCAUUGUAAGUGGACAGGAAAGAGUGUGGUCGGCCUGCUGCCAGGAAAUUGUAUGAUAUUCACUUGACACAUUGAAUUUACGCAUAGCAUUAUUUUGACCCCGUUUACAAAAUCAUC